Molecule: messenger RNA, 4300 nt
Organism: Arvicanthis niloticus (Nile rat)
Lineage: Eukaryota; Metazoa; Chordata; Mammalia; Rodentia; Muridae
Gene: Gca
Product: grancalcin
Molecular function (GO): calcium ion binding
Source: RefSeq, a predicted model, not a curated record
GGGAUUCCAGGCGGAGCGGGCUCGCCGGAGCAGAGGUGCGCAGCAUUGCGCUCGGACCUUCCGCACCUGUCGCACACACUUGCGCCUUCCUCGCAGCAGCGCUGACGCUGCCUUACUGGUGACGCGUGACUUUCGAUCGCCUGGUCAUGGCCUACCCGGGAUACGGAGGGGCGUUUGGAAACUUCAGUGGUCAGAUUCCAGGGAUGCAAAUGCAAAUGGGCCAGCCAAUGCCAGGGGCAGCUCCCAAUAUGUUCUCUAGUGGCUACCCUGGGUACGUGGCAUACGACAGCUACUCCCCUGCCGAUGACUCCAUGUGGACGUAUUUCACAGCUGUUGCUGGACAGGAUGGUGAGGUGGAUGCUGAGGAGCUACAGAGAUGCUUGACGCAGUCUGGAAUCAGUGGAACUUACGCUCCUUUCAGUUUGGAAACCUGCAGAAUUAUGAUUGCCAUGUUGGAUAGAGACUACACAGGAAAAAUGGGAUUCAACGAGUUUAAGGAGCUUUGGGCAGCUCUUAAUGCCUGGAAGCAGAACUUCAUGACCAUUGAUCAAGAUCAGAGUGGCACCGUGGAGCAUCAUGAGCUGAGUCAAGCCAUUGCUCUUAUGGGCUACAGGUUGAGCCCGCAGACAUUAGCUGCAAUUGUUAGACGCUACAGCAAGAACGGCCGGAUUUUCUUUGAUGACUAUGUUGCCUGCUGUGUGAAACUACGUGCCCUGACAGAUUUCUUUAGGCGAAGAGACCACUUGCAACAAGGGAUUGUGAACUUCAUGUAUGAAGAUUUUUUGCAGGGCACUAUGACAAUUUGAAAGCCUAGCAUUCCAAAGGCGGAGACAGACUGCGAAUCCUUCUGCUUCAUUGAAACAGACUGGACUACCUAAAAUUAAAGCUCGCGGAACUUUUUUGUAUGCCUUCCUGUGAAAGCUCCCCACUUUCUGUUAUUUAACCUUAAAGCACGGUUCAAUGCAAUAACUUUUUUAUUUGGGAUAUGUUAUUUUUGGAAAAGUUAUGACAUUGGAGAUAUAUGCACGCUCUCUUGAAAUGUUGCUAACGGUGUAUAGCUAACUGAUACCAGCAUACCUGAGCCUUAGUUCUUAACAAUAAAGCAUAUCAGAAUGUAGUCACAUGACAGAUAGUCUACGAAGCCAAAUAACGAAAGUCUAGAUAAAACUUUUAUAUUAUCUAAAAGCUUCAAGUUAUACUUUUGAUUUUGUUCAUGCCUGUGGGUGUUUCUGGGAGUGAGUCAGAGGGGACAGCUGCACUUUGUGCUGUCUCUGGGGUUUGUUUAUACCAUCAGAGGACAUAGCACAUGUUCUUGGCUUGUGAGUGACAGAUCUGUUGCUCCUAAGACUUUAUCCUUCUUAGGUUCUGUCAGCCUAUAGUAGUAGGUAUUGUUUCACCUUUUUUAUUGUCUUGUUUAUUUUUCUACAGUAUGUUUUGUCUUCCACUAUUGUUUUUGUUUUAAACUUCUCUGUUUUUGUUUAGCUGUGUUUUGUGAGACAGUGUCUUUCUCCAUAGCCCAGUGGGACACAAACUCGUGGACCUCCUACCUUAUGCCUCAUUGUUUGCAAAGAUUCAAGACUUGCACACCCUUGACCAUACUAAAAAUGUAAAGUGAAGAUGCCUUUUUCUUUCACUCAUGAAGGCAUAGAUAACCUAAAAUGUCAACUGUCUCGGAAUCAAGCAGUUUUGAGGAGUGGUGCAUUUUAGUGAUGAAUUAGCACUCAUUCUCGUUUGUUCAGUUAAAGCUGGGUGCUGCGCCUAGGUAAUGGCAACGGUUUAUACAGAAAAUCAAGUAAUCUGCCUCUGUUCAAGUUCUGUGAAAUUCUGUGUUGGAUUGGUAGUAUGGACUAAUGUGUGUGUGUGUGUGUGUGUGUGUGUGUGUGUGUGUACCAGGAAGUGUUUUGUUUUUCAUAAUUUUCCUCCUCCUCUCCUCUUCCCCUUCCUCCUCUUUCCUUUCUUCUUCCUCCUCCCCCUCUUUCCCCUCCACUUUCUCUUUUUCUUCUUCCUCCUCCUCCUCCUUCUCCUCCUUCUCCUCUUCCUCCUUCUCCUCCUUGCUCCAUAAGCAGCAUUUCUGGUGAAAUUUUCUAUAAAGAUUUCGAGUAGUUACCAGGUUGUUUGCAUUAAGUUCUCUGAUCUAGGAUGUCAGACUUAAUUUGGUUUCUGAAUUUUCAUAUAUUUUAACUGAAUAUAUUCUAGCUGAAUUCAGAUGCAAAUAGAUAUAAUUUUAGUUUAGCUGGUGACCAAAUUAAAUAUUUAAAACAGAACUCCAUGAUUCUUAAAAAUAUUUCUAAACGAAAACUCCACAAAAGUGCAACCUCUCUUAUAAAUACAGAAAACUGAAAAUCAGCUUUUACUUCAAAAGAUCCUGGAAAGGAAAUGAUGUGUAAUCACUUUGACAUUGAUUACUGUUAACUUGCUAUCAAAUCUAAUUGGUCAAUUUUAUAAGGAUAGGUCAAUGAAUAAUCCGUACACACUGUCCUCUCUUUGUUCAUGACCACAUAUUUCGUAGCCUGAAGGAAUAUUAACGGAAACAUUGAAUGUACAGAAUCUGAAGCUGUUACAGAAAACAGAAGCCACAUUAUGAUAUUGUAAGUCAUUGAGCAAUGUACACUCUUAAUGUAUAAGUGCUUUUAUUUAUACAGUAAACAUGUUUCCAUGUCAUUUUGAGAAUUUUUUAAUAAACAUUCAAAUAGCUUGCUGUAAAGUUUUGUAUCAUACAAAAUUUGUUACAUAUAUACUGUAAUGAGAUGCUUCAGUUCAAACAACAGUGCGUUAAUUCAGCUAUUAUCUAAAAGAUUGCCAAAUGGUUAAAUGUCAGGUAUUGCACUUCUAGUUUGAGUGGCAGUUUACACAUUUUUAAAUUACAUCAAUACUAUGGGAAUCUUGAUUUGGUCCACUUUAAAUGUAUUUUAAGGACUGUGCUCAUUAAUCUAUUUUAGGCAUGCAUUCAGAAAAAAAGAAAGUUAACAAAUAUAUAUUCAAGUUAUGUAUUUAUUUCCAGAAAAGGCAUUUAGCCUGGAAGAAAGUAGAAUUUAUCCAGGUAGUUUAAACUCUGUGCAAUUAAAAAAAUAACAAAAUCAAUUUGUGAUAGUUCUUUAAUUAAAAUAUACAAAUCAAGCUCACUUGUAAUCUUACGAUGUUACUAAUGAACAAAAAAAAAUAAAUUCUAUUUGUGAGAAAUGUGCUUUUUUAAAAUGUUCUUUUCUUUUUGACAAACUAAAGUGGAUAUGUUUUGUCUUGUUUCAUUAACAACUUUCUGUAAAUUUGAUAGGAAUAUUGAUUUUUAAAAGUUUGUAAAUUGAACCCACUGCUCAGAUUCCCAGACUGCUCUCCGUUAGCACAUCUUUUGCUUAACAGGGAAAACACAACCAAGGCUCUCUUAUCCCUUUGGUACUCGAUUGAAAAAAAAUCUCUCUCUCUCUUUUUUUUUUUUUUGUUUGUUUUUUUGUUUUAGUGCAUCAUUUAUGUAAUGAGUUAAGCAUCCUCAAAUAAAUGCCUAAGGCUCAGGAAUCAUCUAAAAUAUGUCUGCAGUCUGUCUAUAAUAUUGGAGGAUACAACUGCAAAUGUUUAGAAUGUCUUGAGGUGGUGAAUGCAGACAUUAUUUUAAAUGAAUAAAUAAAAGUCUUAUUGUUUCAAGAUAUCUUCAAGAUAUCUCUCCAUAUAUUAAACUAAAUUUUUUUGUGUAAUUUAGAACACAGUGAAGAAAACUUUCUAGCAAAAAGACUUGGAGAAAUCCGGAAGCCUUUGUGACUCAAGACUAUCUAUCAUUUGGAUGCUAGGAACCCUGUGCUUUGAACCCCUCUUGUUGCGUUUCCUUCUACUUAUUUUUCAGCAUGCUUUCCCCUUCUUACAAAAAAAAAAAAAAAAGAGUGUAGGUUCUAAUCAUUCCUUUUAUCCAAGUAGCUUCAUAAUACUCAGCUCAGGUUAUGAAAGCACAGGCUUGCCUCUCUCAGUCUGAAUGUAUGGUAAGUAGACAGAGCACUUCUAUCUCAUUACCACACACUGCAAUCAGAAAAUGCACGGGGGUUUUGCCCAUGUGGUGGUCUUGUUAACGAGUGUGCCCUUUCAUUAACAUCAAGAAGUUACAGCAUCAUUUAAUAGCUAAUUGGAAAGACGUGUGAAUCAGGAAUGAUGGGUUUCCAAUUCCGAUGUACUUGGGGCUGAAGUUUAAUCUUUUCUCUAAGUACAAAUGUUUAAAUAUAUAGAUACAUGCAUAUAACCAUUUUGAUUUAAUUGUCUGUGUUGCUUAUUUAGUUGUCUUAUUUUUCUAUGAUUACUGAAAUUUCAAAAGGUAACCUGA